Messenger RNA from Hevea brasiliensis (rubber tree), 1653 nucleotides. Its product is annotated as ribosomal RNA-processing protein 14. Gene Ontology annotation, cellular component: nucleolus. Gene Ontology annotation, molecular function: RNA binding; DNA binding. Bases 272 to 1393 code for a protein of 373 amino acids. Gene Ontology annotation, biological process: ribosomal large subunit biogenesis; ribosomal small subunit biogenesis. The transcript has a single exon. The record is from RefSeq and is a predicted model, not a curated record. Lineage: Eukaryota; Viridiplantae; Streptophyta; Magnoliopsida; Malpighiales; Euphorbiaceae.
UUCAUGGUUUGGCUAUAGUUCUUUCUUUGUUUUACGGAAUGUAAUAAAUUAGGAGUGGCAUUGUUGUUGCAUGACUAUGAAAUGGAUAAAUUUCUCUUAUACAUGGAAUUUGUAUUUAAAUCGAAGUUAACUGUAGCUAUUCUUAUUUUUAAUACAUUUAUAAUAUUCCAUGAACCAAACGAAAGAUUAUGCUUUAUGUUUUCUGAUUUCAGAAUCUUUAUCUCAGUUCCUAUAUCUAAGAAAAGUACACAAGUGAAAUAACUAUUUCCUAAUGAACAAAACUGAUUCUUUUAUUGUUGUCCUUUGUUAUUGUGCAGUUUCAGUUUCUGCACAAAUGAAGAAGAAAACCCAAAAUCUUGUUAAUAAGUCCAAUCUGGAUAUUGAUCUUAAAUAUUUCAUCCAUGAAAGUUCUCUGUUCUUUGACAAGUUGAUUGAGCUCAUCCCUGCUAAGUUCUAUCUUCCAACUGAUGAUAAGGAGAAGAAAUGGUUCCAAGGCCUUAGCAAGGAUGAAAAAGCUUUGGCAAAGAAGGAAUCAAGAGAAAACAUCAAGAAAGCACGGAGAGAGAGGCUAGAUCCACAGAAGUCUUCUACAACUACCCUAGAUUUGCUAAUGAAAAAUUUGGAUAAGGAAAAAGAAAAUGAUGAGAGUGAUGAAGAAGAGGUGGAGAUUAAUCCAAUGAUAUCUGGUCUGGAAGGUGAUGAUCAAUCAGCAACAUAUGAGGAACUCCGGCAACGACUUCAUCGCAAAAUUGAAGAGCUACGAGGAGGUCGAAACAGUAGUGGCUCAAACAAAGUGAAGAAGAAAAAUGAGACAAAAGGAAUUCAGCAAAAGAAACGCAAGAGGGAAUCAGAAUCUGAACAAAAGAAACCCACAAUGAGUACUACAGUGGAAAAAGUCGAGAAGGAUGUAGCUGAGGCUACAAAGGAACUUAAAUUUAGUCAUGUUAAACUUGGGAAUGAAGAAGAGCUUGGAAAGAAGAAGAAGAGGAAAGUUUUGAAGUUGAAGGAACUUGAAAAGGCAAAAAAAUUGGAGGAAGCUAAGAAGGACCCAGAGAAAGGGGACAUUAUCACAAAGAAGCAAUCGUGGAAAGCAGCAACAAGCAGAGCUGCAGGCAUUAAGAUUCAUGAUGAUCCGAAGCUGUUGAAACAGAGCAUAAAGAAGGAGAAGAAGAGGCAUCAAAAGAAUGUUGAGAAAUGGAAGGAGAGGGUUGAAACCCAGCAGAAAAUGAAAGCGGAAAAACAGCAGGCGAGAUCAAAGAAUAUAGCUGAUAGAAUUCACCAGAAAAAGAUGCGGCGGAUUGCAAAGAGAGAGAAAAAGCUGAUGCGGCCAGGGUUUGAAGGUCGGAAGGAAGGUUACAUUAAUGAAGGUACAACUGAAGGUGCCCCAUCUUAGAAGUUUGUAUUGGCAUCUUAAUCUGUCCCCUGUUUUUUCCACACUUGCAAUAGAAUUGGCUUUAGGAACCUGUUCUAAAAGUGUGUUUCCCUCCUUUAAAUCGUAUUAUUUAGUAUUUUUGGUUGCAAUUAUAUUUGAUGGGCUUCAGUGUACUGUCACACCAGAAUGAACAUGUAACAUCGUCAUUUUUUUUACACCUUUCAUAUGUUUCUCUUGUUUAAAGAUUCUAGUGUCAAUUGAUGCCUCUAUUUCACAUUACA